AUGAAACUUAUUACCUGGUCAAUUCUGUACUACUAUAUCAGUAAUUGGGCCCGGAGUAUACGGGACGUCAUAAAUCAGUUGGACAGAGAAGCUGAAUUAUCAGACAGUGAAGAAGUGGUCAACAUGAAAAUCCGAAAAAGGGUGAUCAUAAGUGACGACGAAGACAGCAGUGCUGAAGAAGACAACAACGAAGGUGUUGUCGAGGGUCUCAUCAAUGAUGACACUGAGGACGAAAACGAGUCCGUUAAUACAUCUGGAGACGAAGGAAGACAAAGCUCUGACGACGACUCUGCUCUGGAAGAUGACGAUUAUGAACUGCUGGAAGAAAAUCUAGGGCAUAAAAUUAAAAGGGCGAAACGCUUCAAGCGUUUAAGGCGGAUGUCAGCUGACGGAUCCGAUGAGGACGAGCAGGCUGAAAAAGAGAAUAUCGCUAAAUCGAUAUUUGAAGAUGAUGCCGAUGAUAAUAAAAAGAGACCAACCAGACAAAGUCCGAGUCUCCAGUCAGAUCAGGAAGCAUCAGACUCCAACUCUGAAGAAUCCGAUGAUGAUAACUUCAUCGUUGAUGAAAACGACCAGUCCAUAAAGAAAGGGCUAAAGAGGAAACGCGGUGUCGAUCCAGCCCUCGAAGAAGCUAGGGAAAUUUUCGGUGUCGACUUUGACUACAAUCAGUUCGAUCAGAACAAUCAAAAGGAUGACGACGACGACGGCAACGAAGAAGAAGAAGAAGAAGAAGGCACCAGAAAAUGCCAGCGAAAAUCCACUGCAAAGACGAUCUUCGAAGUCUAUGAGCCGAUUGAAUUGAAGAAAGCAUUCUUGACUGACGUAGACCAGCAAAUCCGUGUCAAGGAUAUUCCAGAGAGGAUGCAGCUUCGCUCCAUACCUAUCAUCGAAGUAAAAGACAAAAGAUCUCAUGAAUUGGUAGAGGAAGCUAAGUGGAUUUAUAAGAACGCCUUCAACAAUCAUCUUCUUCAGAAAGUUGAAGAUAAAUCUGACUCUGCCCACAAGAGUCCCAAGACAGUAGGCAAAGUGAGAAAUGCGCUCGAAUUAAUGCGAUGCGACUUGUUGGAAGUGCCUUUCAUCGCUUUCUACCGCAAGGAAUUUGUCAGUCCGGAGUUAAACAUCAACGACCUCUGGAAGAUCUUCAAGUUGGACGCAACAUGGUGCGGAUUGCGCCAAAGAAAAUUUAAUCUUCUUAAUUUGAUUGAGAACAUGAGAGAACUUCAACUGGAAACAGUCAUGAAGGAAUCAUCAGAGUCUCUUCCCGACGAUAUUAGAGUUAUCAAGGACCAGGACAUCAAACGUGUCUACACCAUCGAGUCCGAAGAAGAAAGGAAGGACGUCUACAAUCAUUUCAUGCUGUACUACAAUCGUGAGAUUCCGCAAUUAAAAGAACUCUUGAAGAAAAAACGCAGAGAAGCCAAGAAAUUGGAGAAACUCGCAAAGUUGAAGCAGCGAGGUGAAGAGGCCGAGGAGAACGGUGAAAAAUCACCGGCUGAAAGCGCAGAAGAGGAAAAAGAAGAAGAAGAUUCCUUGAAACAAGCUGUAAGAAGUGGACCGUAUUCAAUUUACCGCCGCGCAGGACUCUGCAGCUUCGCCAAAAAGUUUGGUCUCACUCCAGAACACUUUGCUGAAAAUGUUAGAGACAGUUACCAGCGGCACGAAGUCGAGCAGGAUCCAGUAGAACCCAGUGUUAUCGCGCAGAACUACCUAGGAGCUAAUUUUGAAACAACUGAGCAAGUUUUGAAGGCAGUUCAGCAUAUGGUAGCCAUACAAUUGGCGCGCGAGCCGCUGCUCAGAAAAUGCGCACGUGAAUUGUACACGGAGCGUGCGAAGAUUACAGUUCGGCCUACCAAGAACGGGAUCAAAGUCAUUGACGAGAGCCACCAGCUUUACUCAGUGAAGUAUUUGAAAGACAAGCCGGUUCGCGACCUUGUCGACCACAUUUGGCUGAAACUUUUGGCCGCGGAAACUGACGGCUUGGUGACGAUAACCUUCAGUGACACUGUGGAAGGAACACUAGGCUCCGAUUUCAUCAUCGAGUUCUCGCAGUUGUACAUCAAAGAUGAGUUCAGCAAUAACGUGCAAGAAUGGAAUGACUUGCGCAGAGCCAGUGUGAAGAUGGCGUUGAGAAACUACAUCAUUCCUGACUUGAAAAAUGAACUCAAGACCAAGAUGACUGUUGAGGCCAAAGAAGCAAUCAUGUACGCUUGCUGUCAGAAGCUAGAUGACUGGAUCAAGUUCCAGCCCUACACUUGCACGCUCCCUGAAGAAUUUGAAGAAGACUAUGAAUGGAGUACUAAAGAUGGUUUCCGGUCAAUAGGAAUCGCUUACGUCCCGGAUUCCCAAGAAGCCGCCUACGCUUCUGCAGUUCUUCCAACCGGGACUUGUUAUAAUUUCUUGAAGAUGCUCCAUCUGUUGAAGCGGAUAGACAGCUUCAACCAGCAGGAGAAAUUGCUCAAAGAAGCUGACAUGUUGGCGCUGAAGAACUUCAUUGAGAAAUGCAAGCCCCACGUCAUUGUCGUCACAGCUGAAUCCAAAGAAGCGUUGAUGAUUUGUAACGAUGUCAAAAAGUGUUUGAAGGAACUCACUAAAACAAAUAAAUUUCCUUCAAUCCAGGUGGAGCUUUGUGACCCGAAUGUUGCCAAGAUUUACUCGACUAGCAACAGAGGAAUCACCGAGUUGCCAAGCUACCCUCCAAUCUUGAGAGUAGCCACUUCUUUAGCCAGAAGAAUCCUGAACCCACUUGGAGAAUUUGCCCAACUCUGCAACGCUGAUCAAGAUUUACUGUGUUUGAGGUUCCACACCCUUCAAGAUCUACUGAACAAAGAAGAGCUCCUGACAGAGCUGUACUACCAGUUUGUCAACCGCGUCAACGAAGUGGGUGUUGACGUCAACAACGAAUCAAGCUGCACUGGAAGCCUUCUGCAGUUCAUCAGCGGACUGGGUCCUAGAAAAGCUCAAAAUAUGCUGAAACUUCUGAAGCACAAGCAUUUAAUCCUGAAUAACAGGACCGAGUUAGUACACAAGCUUCAUUUUGGUCCAACAGUCUUCAUAAAUUGUGUUGGGUUCAUCAAAAUAGAUGGUUCUGUUAUUACCAACCGGUCGGAUGUAUACCAGGAGCCACUGGACGAGACAAGGAUCCACCCGGAGAGCUACGAGUGGGCCAAUAAAAUGGCAAUUGACGCUCUGGAAGACAAAGAUCAAGAUAUGGACCAGUUCACCGCUACUGAAAGAAUAAUGAAGACGUCUUAUUUGCUUGACGAGUUGGACCUGGAAGCUUUUGCGGAACAACUGAAGAAGUUAGGCUUCAGUGAGAAACUGACAACCUUGCUUGACAUUAAAGAAGAGUUGAAGCACCCGUACAAAGACAUGCGACGGCCAUAUCUAUCAUUGUCCGCCAAAGAGAUCUUCAAUUUGCUGACCAAGGAGACUCCGGAGACCUUCUACGUCGGGAAAUUGGUCCAGGCGACUGUCGUAGGGUUCCACUACAAGAAGCCCAAAGGCGAGCAGCUAGAUCAGAGCAAUCCGAUCAAGGACAGUGAAACAGGAACGUGGCAGUGUCCUUUCUGCUUGAGCAAAGAUUUUCUGGAGUUGUCUGAAGUGUGGAGCCACUUUGACAGCAACAAGUGUCCUGGAAAAGCAGUCGGAGUCAGGCUGAGGUUGGAAAAUGGACUGUCGGGGUACAUUCAUCUCAAAAAUUUGUCCAGUCAAUCAGUCGGGAAUCCUGAAGAUAAAGUGAGGAUCAGUCAAAUGAUUUCUUGCCGGGUUCUCAAAGUUGACGUAGAAAAAUUCGGGAGUGAAUGUUCCAGCAAAAGCAGCGAUCUUGCUGAUGUUAACAACAUCUUCAGACCGGCUAAAGAUCCUCACUAUGACCAUCAAGCGGAGGAAGAAGACAAACGAGUGGAGAAGGAAAGCCAGAACAAGAGCAAGAACAACGUCUACGCCAGGAGAGUGAUAGUCCAUCCGUCGUUCCAUAAUAUCACCUUCGCAGAAGCGGAGAAAAUGAUGCAGACUAUGGAUCCAGGAGAGUGCGUCAUCAGACCAAGCAGUAAGGGAGUCAACAGGCUGUCAAUCACCUGGAAGAUUGUUGAUGACAUCUAUCAACAUAUUGAUGUCGUUGAAGAGGACAAGCCUAAUGCUUAUUCCUUGGGCCGCAGCUUGUACAUCGGAGCUGAGAAGUUUGACGACUUGGAUGAAAUCAUCGCCAGGUACAUCAAUGUCAUGGCGGGCUAUGUCGCAGAAGUUCUUAAAUUUAAAUACUACUGCGACGAUGUUUACGGCGUCAAACAUAAGGCUGAAGAAAUAUUGAGGGGUCAGAAGAAAAUCAACCCCAAAGGCAUCCCUUACAUUCUUUCGGCUGCUAAAACUCAUCCUGGAAAAUUUGUUCUGUCGUACAUUCCCAGGAGUACGUGCUACCAUGAGUACUUCAGCGUGACCACUGAAGGGUUCAAAUUUAGGAAUAGAAUCUUCAUUAAUUUGGAGGCUAUGAUUAAUUGUCAUAAUAAUAGGUACACAUUGGUAUAUGUAUAA
Messenger RNA from Cotesia congregata, 4530 nucleotides. The record is from the annotation of a GenBank genome assembly. NCBI's taxonomy places the organism in Eukaryota, Metazoa, Arthropoda, Insecta, Hymenoptera, Braconidae.